CCGCCGGUAUGUCUCGUUACUGUACUCUGCUGUGUGUUAUCUUGUUUCGGGUGAAUGUAAGACGAAAGCUAGCGGCGUUCGCAUUGAUAGUUAUUAGAAAUUGAUCCCUCUUCUGCCUUUGUUCAGUUCAAUCAUUGAUCAGCGGUGGAGCGACCGUGGAGCAGCACAGCCUCUGUGUUAGCCACGCCGAUCUGGGAUCAGCACCGCGGACAGCACUGAUGUUUACAUGCAUUAGCUUUUCUGCUUUUUUUACUCGUUAUUGUCAGCGACAAGCACCGCCGUACUUACAUGUACGGAAACUUUUAAUGCGCCCCUGAAUCUCUGUUCUUGGACGUAGGCUGUAACUUUUUCGGCCAGCUUAAUGUUUUAUGCGGUUUGUGUCGACGGCCGUAGCGUUGCUGCUGCAUCUUUCAGUAGGCUAAUAGUGCAAUUCUUUGUCAUUUUACAUGUUCCUACACUGGCGAAUUUGCAUGUUGCGAAGUUUUAUUUGUGAUUAGGAAAGUUUAUUUGGUGGACAUUGGACAUUCUGCCCGAACAUUUAAUGGAAACAAUAUUUUCCAUUGGUGUCGACUGUACAUUUAGAAACGUGAGUCGUCUCUGGUAGUGAACAUGCGACCAGUUUGUUGUUGAGAAAGACGAGCUUUUAAGUGUUUUAACGCCGAAGCGCUGGACUGCUAAUGUCGCCUAAAUGUUUCUAGUUAUUACCGUGGAGAUUGUGUCAGAGGGAGCUAAACUCUGUAGCAUCUGAGCUGGCUGGUCGACAAGAGGAGAGCGAACAUUCCCACAAGCACCUGGUAGAGCUGAGCAGGGAGUUCAAGAGAAAUGUCCCCGAGGAAGUGCGGGAGAUGGUGGCACCUGUUCUCAAGAGUUUCCAGGCCCAGGUGGUUGCUCUGAACAAGCGUAGUAAGGAGGCCGAGUCUGCGUUCCUGGGAAUCUACAAACAGCUUAUCGAGGCCCCAGAUCCAGCUCCUGUGCUGGAGGCCUCGCACACCCUGGAGGGACGGCUGCAGCAUCUUCAGAGUUCGGUCCCAGACAGCGAGACCCUGGUACGAGAGAUUAGCGGGCACUGGAAGAAACACCUGGAGUGCCUUGAAAAGACAGAGCACUCAGAGGACGGCCCAGCAGUUUCAGGGGCAGCAGCGACAGAGGAGGCCCCAGAAUCUAGCUCUCCAACCUCCCUGAUGACCCCCAACAGCACACCGGCUCCUGGGGCCCCAGGCUCCCCACACCAGAACUACCAGGACCGAGCUGAGGGCCGAGGGGAGGAGGAGGAGAGCGCCGAUGUUGGUUUGGCUGACAGACUCUCAGAGGCAGAGGAGAAGAUCAAGGUUCUGCAUUCAUCUUUGAACACUGCACAGACUGAGCUACUGGACCUGCGGUGUAAAUACAACCAAGAGAUGACCAACAAGGCAGAGGAGGUUGACGCCAUAAUGGCGAAUCUUGAGAAAGCAAACCAGAGAGCUGAAAUGGCCCAGAGGGAAGUGGAGAGGCUAAAGGAGCAGAUAGCCAGCGGCCAGAGUGCCACCACAGGGAACUGCCAUCCAGCAGAGGGCACUAGCAGGGAGAAGAACGAGAAGGGCGAGGUGCUGCCCUCCCAGCUGGAGGCAGCCUUGCUGGCUAAAGACCGAGAAAUCCUCCGUCUUCUUGAAAACAUCCAGCGGCUGCAGUUCACACUACAGGAAGUUCAAGAGACUUCGGCCAAUCAGAUCCUAGAGCUAGAACGGCAGCUGGCCUAUAAGACGGAAGCUAUCGAGAGAUUAGAAGCUAAACUGCAAUCCCAGAUGGACUAUGAAGAGAUUAAAACUGAACUCAGUAUCCUAAAGGUCAUGAAGCUGGCUUCAGCCAAUGGCAGCUCGUCCCAGGAUUCUGCCAAGGCUGCAGAGGCUCUUUUGCUGGAUAAAGAAGCCUUUCUUCCAUCUCACAAAUACCUGGUUGAUAAGGCCCGAAUUUUGCACAGCAUUGAUGAUGACCAGUCUGAGGAUGCAGGUAGAGAGACAGGCAGGCCACCCGGCUCCCAUUCAUCCUCCUCUCAGGCGGAUGGCCGCACAUCCCCCAGCCCCGGCCCUCCCACCCUGGACGGCUCCUCCUCCAGCCACGAUCUACCGCGUCCCUUCUCUGUGUCGCCGUGCUCCGGGGACAGACUGUCAGGAGACCACAUCCUUCACAAGCAGCUCCUCUCCCCUCACUUUAAAAAGGAGGGCCUCAUGGCUUUUCCCACCGCACUCUAUGCAGCCAAAGUUGCCCUCAUGUCAGCCACCCAAGGGUCCGCAGGGGCGGGCAGCGUCGACGCCGGCCUGCCCAGCGACCAGUCGGAAAGCGGCAGCUCCACAGCAGGAGAUGAGGACCAACUGGACACGGCAGAGAUCGCCUUCCAGGUGAAGGAGCAGCUGCUGAAGCAUAACAUUGGCCAGCGUGUGUUUGGCCACUAUGUGCUGGGCCUCUCCCAGGGCUCGGUCAGCGAGAUCCUGGCAAGACCCAAACCCUGGAGGAAGCUGACUGUGAAAGGCAAAGAGCCUUUCAUUAAGAUGAAGCAGUUCCUCUCUGAUGAACAGAACAUCCUGGCACUCAGGACCAUCCAGGUCCGCCAGAGAGGGAGCAUCACUCCGCGCAUCCGAACUCCUGAAACUGGGUCAGACGACGCCAUUAGGAAUAUCCUGGAGCAGGCCAAGAAGGAGAUCCAGUCCCAGAGGGGAGGUGAUGGAAAGUCGUCUCUGAACAGCUCAUCAGGCAGAAGCAGUAACGGGCCUGGCAGCAGCUCUGAUGACACCAUAAAGAGCAUCCUAGAACAGGCCAGGAGGGAGAUGGAAGCCCAGCAACACGCCCUGAUGGAGAUGGAGGUCUGCGGGAGGGCCCCGACGGUCAGUUCAGGAGCUCAGGUUGAGCGUCUGGGGCCCCCAGAGCGCUCCAGGGGCCUGCCUUUACCCAUCUCCAUUAAACAGGAGGAAGGAGGCUGCGUUACAGUCUGCAUGGCCAACUCCAUCAGCAGCCCCCAGACACCUCUCAGCGUCCUCUCCCCGGCAGCAUUCGUCCAGAACAUCAUCCGCAAAGUCAAAUCAGAGAUCGGCGAAGCAGGCACCUACUUCGACCAGCACUGGUCUCAUGAGCGGGGCUCAAUGGUGCUCGGUGGUGGAGGUAGCUCUCGGCCCUUCAAUUCAGUCUCUCCCUCCUUGUCUUCCUCCUCCUCCGGGCCCUCUGCCCUGCCCCGGCCCUGGCCCCGUCUGGAGAACGGCGAGGGUCUCCCCAACAGCGAGGAGGCGUCUGCUGCCGAGGACGAGCUGGGGCUGGGCCGACCAGUGGAGGUGAAAGUGGAGUCAGACACGUCGGUAAGUGGAGAGUCUCCUGGCCCCGGUCCAGGAAGGCUUUCCUACUACCCAGCAUACAUCCCCCGUGCCCUCAAGCCCACUGUGCCGCCGCUGACUCCAGAGCAGUAUGAGAUGUACAUGUACCGGGAGGUGGACACCAUUGAGCUGACCAGGCAGGUGAAGGAGAAGCUGGCUAAGAACGGCAUCUGUCAGAGGAUCUUUGGUGAAAAGGUGCUGGGGCUAUCUCAGGGCAGUGUGAGCGACAUGCUGUCUCGGCCCAAACCCUGGAGCAAGCUAACCCAGAAAGGCAGGGAGCCCUUCAUCCGUAUGCAGCUGUGGUUACUGGACCAGCUUGGCCAGAGCCUCAGCCAGCCCCCAAACCAGGGCCACACUCAGGAAAAAAGCCCAGUGACGGCCCAGUCCUCGCCCUCCCCACCUCCUAGUCCAGCAGAGAGCCACCCAAGUCCGCUGGUUGAGCCUGUCAGCCUGUCCCUGGAGAGCAGCAAGGAGAACCAGCAGCCUGAGGGCCUGGGCCUGGGGUUGCCCCCCCACCCAGAGGGAGGGAAAUCCACUCCCAACCUCAUGGCCCUGCACCAGCCCACAAACCCACUGGGUAUCCAGGAGCUGGUGGCCAUGUCUCCGGAGCUAGACACCUACGCCAUCACCAAGAAGGUCAAGGAGGUGCUAACAGACAACAACCUAGGCCAGCGUCUUUUCGGGGAGACCAUCCUGGGACUAACUCAAGGCUCGGUGUCCGACCUGCUCUCCAGGCCCAAACCAUGGCACAAACUCAGCCUGAAAGGCAGGGAGCCGUUUGUCCGCAUGCAGCUGUGGCUCAAUGAUCCUCACAAUGUGGACAAGCUGAGGGCCAUGAAGAAGAUGGAGAAGAAAGCCUAUCUGAAAAGGCGAUAUGGGCUCCUGAGCACUGGCUCAGACAGCGACUCACCCAGCACUCGUUCUGAGUGUGUGAGUCCGACCUUGGCCUCGCUGGACCUGUGCCCCUACAGCCAGGUGAAGAAGCCUCGGGUGGUGCUGGGAGCUGAGGAGAAAGAAGCCCUGAGGAAAGCCUAUCUCAUGGAGCCAUACCCCUCUCAGAACACCAUCGAGAUACUGGCUUCCCAGCUCAAACUCAAAACCAACACUGUCAUCAACUGGUUCCACAACUACAGGUCCAGGAUGCGACGGGAGGUACUGAUGGAGGGUCUGCCAGACAAUGACACAGAUGCUGAGCACCACAGCUACUCCCCGCCGGUGACGCGGAGCCCCCACUCCGAUGGAGAGGAGAGGAGGCUGCAGCAGCCCUCAGGACACAUCAACUCCAGCCUUCCUCUUAGCGCCAACACAGCACUGCCUCACGUCAAACAAGAGGCAAUAGACAGGGAAGAUGAGGGGGAGGAGGGAAGGGAGGGCUCCAUGAAACAGUUGAGAGUUCAGCGUUUUUCCACGGCACUGCAGUUCCCGCCGUUAAAAAAUGAACACGAGGACUCCAUCACUGUCUGCCGCGAGCCCCACUUGGCUGGCCAGAGCCUGAGGCAAGAAGAGGGGAUGAGCAGCCAGGCUCAAGGGCUCUACCAUGUCGCAGUCUCCAUAGACGGCCCCCAGAGAACCAACCAGUCCAGGCACGAGGGGGAAGACUCCGGAAAGUCCCCCAUCGACCCGGUCAGCUUCAAGGCUUCGUCGGAGCCCUGCCGCAGCAGCCUGGAGGUCUCCCUCAACUCCCCCUCUGCCGCAUCCUCACCUGGCCUCAUGAUGUCAGUCUCCCCUGUCCCUUCCUCAUCCGCUCCCAUAUCGCCCUCGCUGCCAAACCCGCCCUCGACGAGCACCAAUCACAGCCUGGACCCUAACCCGCUCCCUCCCUUCCAAAGCCCUAAACUCAACAGAAGCACUCAGAGACGCAAUGAGAAAAUGGCCAACCUCAAUAACAUCAUCCACAGGCUAGAGAGAGCAGCCAAUCGAGAGGAAACACUGGAGUGGGAGUUUUAAGUCCCCUCUUACUUGUAUGUAGUCCUGAUGACCCUCGCGGCACACAGGAGAGUCUCAAAUAGAAGCUUCCUGAAGACUUGGAAAGGAGCCUGGCUCCUGGGGGCCUGUCCUCUCAGACUGGUAACUCAUAGGAAAUGGGAACGCAGAUCUAAACAUAUGGCUGAAUGCCCUACAAGAACUUAAUGAGUUGAAAAAAAAUUUAUAAUUGUGUAUUUGUUUUUGUUUAUUUGUUUUUUUUUGAUAAUGCAUACUACUUUUAAAUAUAUGUGACAGCACUAGCUGUUGUUUUACCUAUUGGACUUGACAUGAAGACUUUUGCAGCUAUGGUGUCAUAAAAUGUACACUGAAGUUCUGUAGAUUGCCACUGGGUGAGAUUAAAAAAAGACCCCUGUCUUAAGCCAUUAAAAGCACUAUUACUAUUUGAAAAGAGACAUUGACCAAAUUUGCUACUUUUUGAAUAGCAAUUUUUCAGAUUUUGUCUGUAAGACUGGACAGUUUAAGUCAAGUAACAUGAAAUCCUAUUACUGACUGAGGGAUAGUCCUUUAAGACUCUAAAUAUUCAACAUCUUGUAUGUACUUAGUUUCUUGGUGAUAUGUUUUGAAAUAUUUGUAACUCACACGUAUAAAAUGUGGUUGUACAUGUUGUAGAACUGUCUGCAAUAGCCUUCUCUAAACCUGAUGUAGCAUGGUACUCACCUGACCCUGUUAUCCUCUGUAGUUAGUCACCUGUGAUUAUACUUGAGCGAAAACAAGAGAAAAAAAAAAAGUUGAAAACCCUGCAAAAAAUAAGAAAAAAGGAAACGUUGAAUCUAAUGAGUAGAGUACUUUUAGUGUUCUGUUUUGUUUUUUUCUUUGAAUAAUCCUUGAGGUUUACAGUUUAGGGCCCUUGUGCUUUUGGUAGUAAGUGAAACAUUCACUACACACGAGCACAGUUUACAUGAUUUCUUUCAGACUUACCUCUCUGACCCUCUAAGGCACUGGUUCUCAGACUGUAACAGGCCAAGACACAGGACACCUGGUUUACCUCAGAUUAUGUUGAUGCACAUCAUGCUAUGACCAUGCGUUUCAUUCUUAUACAUAAACAUGACCCCCGCUUAUUUGAAUCGAUGGAGGGAAAGUACUCUGUAUCAUGCCUCAGCUGUGCCGAGAACAAAACACGGAGCAAGUUUUAACGAGCAAAAUCUUGUCUUUUACAAAGAAUAUGCUGCUGUAGGAGGAGAUGGGGAGCUAAUAAUUCCUUUAUGUGUGUGUAUUAUGAUCCUCCUCACAGGUAACACCUGACUCGGUGCACUUUUUCAAAAUGGGUCAUUUACUGUAGCUAGAAUAAUGUGUACUUGAUCAAACACACCUCAACCUCUAAGCACGGAGAUGUUUAGCCGGGCAGUUUGAUAUGAAAAGAUUGCCUUGAGCAACAAUGCAGUGCUGUGAAUUGAUCUCCCUUGGGUCUAAGGCUCACAGUAUGUGAGAGCAUGAUACAGUAUGACCUCUCAUCAACAUGAAAACAUCAAAUCUGUAAGUACACUAUAUUCAAGGACACAAAAGGUUACAGGUAUCCCCUCAUAUUAUCUUUGACCACUUGUGUAUUGUGUCUGUAGAAGUUUCUUUGUCAUGCUUGCAAUGUUCUUUAUGUAUUUUGCCUCUAUUUUAUACUCAGAACAGUUAACUAGAUAUUCAAUACCUCGUGUAUGAACUACUUACAGCACUUAGAUUUUGAUAAUUGUGAGGACUCAAGAAAAUUUCAAAUAUCAACAUUAUCCUAACUUAGUGUCCACAAGUCUUUGCCUUUACUGUAUCGUUGAAGUUGGUAGUAAACACUUGCACAUGUCUACAUAGUUCAGAGGACUUGGAUUGUAUUAUGUAGAGAUAUAUAUUACACAAUUACUAAAAAAAAAUAAUAUCUUACAUUCUUGGAACAAAAUGUGCUGAUUAUAUUGAAAUAGAGUGUACAGAUUUAAUAAACCAAACCCAUUCAAGCCAGUUCUGGUCUGGCAAGCUUGCCCACGUUUUAGACCUUCUCUCAGGGUAGUCUUGCUUUUUAAAGCUUUACUGAAACAGUUGCUUUCAUCAGUGGUGGUGACUAUGAUAAACAUUAUGUGGUGUAGAGAAUGACUCCGUUAUAUAUUAAAUGGACCUGUGAAAGUUGUGUGUGUAUAUGGGAAAUGCAACUUUCACAGAAAGCGGUGGUUUGUCAGAGAGCUGUUGCUGUUUUGUAAUUCAUUACACAGAUGUGUCAAAGUACAGUGUCGAUUGGAGCUACCAGGAUGAAGUUAAUGGGUUGCAUUUUUUGAGAUCAGUAGACUUUGCUCUCUAAAAUACUGUUUUUCUUUUCUCUUGGAGCCACAGAAGAUUUUUCUCUGGUUUUCGUACCACCAUUUUUUGUGCAUAAUAUACUGUAUGAUUAGAAGUGGCAUUUCUUAUGUGGAAAUUUCAUUGUCUUUCAUGGUAACAUGGACAUAUGACUGAAAAAGAAAUGUAUUUACCCAGACCAUUAUCUCUUCAUGUAAAGCCCAUCUCAUUGUUUUGCAUGCAAAUCCAUUCUAGUCACAUGACAAGGGAUAGACUGUGUUUUUGUGUUGUUGUUCUUGCACAGGGACAUUGAAUCAGCACUUCAAGUCUUUUUACAUUAGUGAAGUCCAUGCAUGGUGCAGCUGAUAAAUUUGGCUCUCACAAAGUCAUCAUGAACCCGGCAAAUCAGAACCCAAUAACGACCCAGUAAACAUCACUUCCAGGUAAAUAUUUAAAUCAAGAUUAUUUUGUGCCAUAUCAUAUGCCUCAUGCAUUAUCCCCACAGGACUAAUGCCUAGUGGUAAAGUGUGAUUUAAUAGGAGUGUAGGGUAGCCCAGUUCAGAAAAAAAGCUAAGCUUUUUGUAACGAGCCCUACACAUUAGAUGGUUUUAUUUUAUAAUUGACAUUUGUCACUAAAUAAUGAGGUAAUUGGUGAGCAAAAUUCGAAUGAUUGUGUUCAUAGUUGUUAAUAUAGAAACAAUAUUUACAACUCUGCCACUGAGGGUUUAUCACAAAGAAAAUUCUUCAUUUGAAAGUCAGCUGUGAGCCAAUAAAGAGAAGUGUCCUGCAGGCGUAAAUUACUGUCUAAUGCCUCACACAUGUCAGGCUAUUAAAUGUUUAAGAAUGGACAAAGGUAUACCAAGCGUCUUGGAAUUGAAUUUGCAUAUGUAAGCCAUCAUUCAAUACAUAAUUGUUUAAGA
Molecule: messenger RNA, 8491 nt
Organism: Dicentrarchus labrax (European seabass)
Lineage: Eukaryota; Metazoa; Chordata; Actinopteri; Moronidae
Gene: cux2b
Product: cut-like homeobox 2b
Exons: 22
Coding region: 846-5285 (1479 amino acids)
Biological process (GO): regulation of DNA-templated transcription
Molecular function (GO): DNA binding; DNA-binding transcription factor activity, RNA polymerase II-specific
Source: RefSeq, a predicted model, not a curated record